Molecule: messenger RNA, 1074 nt
Organism: Phoenix dactylifera (date palm)
Lineage: Eukaryota; Viridiplantae; Streptophyta; Magnoliopsida; Arecales; Arecaceae
Product: CBL-interacting serine/threonine-protein kinase 6-like
Biological process (GO): signal transduction; protein phosphorylation
Molecular function (GO): protein serine/threonine kinase activity; ATP binding
Source: RefSeq, a predicted model, not a curated record
AUGGAGGAAGAGAGAAGAAAAAAGAGAAUCCUUCAUGGGCGUUACGAGCUCGGCCGGGUGAUCGGUCAAGGGACCUUCUCGAAGGUUUACCUCGCCCGGAAUCUCCUGACUGGGAAGAGCGUGGCGAUGAAGGUGGUGGGGAAGGAGAAGGUGAUCCGGAUGGGGAUGAUGAAGCAGGUGAAGCGCGAGAUCUCGGCGAUGAAGAUGGAGACCCACCCCAACAUCGUGGAGCUCCACGAGGUAAUGGCCACCCGGUCCAAGAUCUUUUUCGCCAUGGAGCUUGUCCGCGGCAGCGAGCUCUUCUCCCGGAUCGCCUGCGUCGGCUGCCUACGGGAGGAGGCCGCUCGGCACUACUUCCGACAGCUCAUCUCCGCCGUCUUCUGCCAUGGCCGCGGCGUCUUCCACCGGGACCUCAAGCCCGAGAACCUUCUCCUCGACCACGCCGGCAACCUUAAGGUCGCCGACUUCGGCCUCAGCACCUUCGCCGAUGACGUCCGCCCCGACGGCCUCCUCCACACUACCUGCGGCACGCCGGCGUACGUCGCGCCGGAGGUGAUUGGAAAGAAGGGCUACGACGGUGCCAAGGCCGAUCUCUGGUCCUGCGGGGUCAUUCUCUUCGUUCUUAUCGCCGGAUACCUCCCCUUCCAGGACGAUAACCUCGCCGCCAUGUACAAGAAGAUCCUCCGUGGGGACUUCUGCUGCCCGCCGUGGUUCUCGUCGGACGCCCGCCGGGUCGUCACCAAGCUCCUUGAUCCGAACCCCAACCGCCGGAUCAUGGUGUCCAAGCUGGUCGAGAUGCCCUGGUUCAAGAAAUCGCGGAUUCCGAGUACUGUAGCCGCGUCGGCAUCGUCGUCUUUGUGGGAGGAGAAAGGUAAGGAGGAGCCUGAGAGGCUGAACGCGUUCCAUCUGAUCUCGCUCUCGGAGGGGCUCGAUCUAUCGCCGCUCUUCGAGCAGGGCGGUGGCAGGAGAAAGGAGAGGAUGCGGAUCGCGACGAGGGAGCCGGCGAGCGGGGUGAUCUCGGGGUUAGAGGGGGUGGAGGCUAAGCCCGUCUCGUGCCUGGCACGCCAGUUAUAA